Molecule: messenger RNA, 1314 nt
Organism: Panicum hallii
Lineage: Eukaryota; Viridiplantae; Streptophyta; Magnoliopsida; Poales; Poaceae
Product: S-norcoclaurine synthase 1-like
Exons: 4
Coding region: 127-1215 (362 amino acids)
Source: RefSeq, a predicted model, not a curated record
UGUAUCCUUGGCUCUCUUGCGUCAGCAUCAUCACGGCAUGCAGACAAGAGAAGAGGACCCUUCGGCAGAUCACAGCGGAGGAGGAGCAGCUAAAGCUCUCCGGGGGACGGAUCGGAAUUACUAGCAAUGGCGGAAGCAAGAACCAUCGGGUCUCUCCCGGUGGCCAACGUGCAGGAGCUCGCGGAGGCUUGCAAUAACGGGGUUGAUGGCAAGGUGCCCGAGAGGUACCUCAGCAAGGACCCCAGCGCCGAGGAGGUCGUCGCCGGCGACGACAGCGCUCGCGCGAUCCCGGUCAUCGAUCUCCGCAGGUUGCUCGACGCGCGGUCAUCGGAGGAGGAGUGCGCCAAGCUGGCAUCUGCAUGCCACGACUGGGGCUUCUUCCAGCUCAUCAACCAUGGCGUUCCGGAUGAGGUGAUCCGGAACCUGAUGAGCGACGUGGCCGGGUUCUUCGAGCAGCCGCUGGAAGCCAAGAAGGAAUGCUCGCAGCAAGCUGACAGCCUCGAAGGCUACGGCCAGGCCUUCGUCGUGUCCGACGACCAGAAGCUGGACUGGGCGGACAUGCUCUACCUCCAGGUCCAUCCAAGCGAGUCCAGGGACAUGCGGUUCUGGCCGACACGCCCGGAUUCCUUCAGGCAUUCAGUAGACGUGUACUCCUCGGAGGCCAGGCAGCUGGCGUACCGCCUGCUGGAGUUCAUGGCCAAGGGCGUCGGCGCCGAUCCCGCGUCGCUGCGAGGCGUGUUCGAGGGGCAGGCCCAGGGCAUGAGGGUGAACUACUACCCGCCGUGCCGGCCGGCGGCGGACCGGGUGGUGGGCCUGCCGCCGCACACCGACCCGAACGGCCUGACGCUGCUGCUGCAGAUGAGCCACGGCGACGUGCAGGGACUGCAGGUCAAGAAGGACGGCAGGUGGUUCGCCGUGCGAGCCCUCGACGGCGCCUUCGUCGUCAACGUCGCCGACGCGCUGGAGAUCGUGAGCAAUGGAUUGUUUAGAAGCGUCGAGCACAGGGCCGUGAUACACCCGACCAGAGAGCGUAUCUCGGUGGCGCUGUUCCACUACCCGUACCAGGACCGGAUGCUCUGCCCUCUGCCGGAGCUGGUGAAGAAAGGCGGCGGAGCGCGGUACGGGCCGACGAGCUACCGGGAUUUCUUGACGCAGUACUUCACGGCGCAGCUCGAUGGGAGGAAGCACCUGGAGAGACUGAAGCUAGACUGCUAGAGCAGUAGCUACUACUAGAUUGAAAAAAAUAUUUGGUUCCAGUGUUUUUUAUAUGGACGAGGGUUGUUGUUAUCCAUUGCAUUUCUUCUUCUUCCUCCU